GGAGCCGAUUACUUCUCGCCAGAGGAUUCAGGAAUCCACACUCUCCCUGUUACCCUGGAACACAGCUGCAGCAGAGGAAUUAACUGCAAGCCUGCACAAUUUUAAGAAGAAAGCCUUUAAGAAAUCCAAAGUCUGUGGAGUUUGCAAACAAGUUAUUGACGAUCAAGGUAUUUCAUGCCGAGCCUGCAAGUAUUCCUGCCACAAGAAAUGUGAAGCCAAGGUGGUGAUUCCCUGCUGUGUGCAAGUCCAGCUGGAACAGGCUCCGAGAAGCCCCAAGCCGUCCAGGUCUCUCUGCUGUGACAACCCGUUGAGGCCCGCAGUCUUGAGCCCGGCCGGCCUGAGCCCCACCAUGGAGGAGGGCCACGAGCUGGACCUCACCUACAUUACGGAGCGCAUCAUCGCCGUGUCCUUCCCUGCCGGCUGCUCCGAGGAGUCCUAUCUGCGCGACCUGCAGGAGGUCACGCGCAUGCUCAGGUCCAAGCACGGGGACAACUACCUGGUGUUAAACCUUUCAGAGAAGAGAUAUGACCUUGCAAAGCUUAACCCAAAGAUCAUGGACGUGGGCUGGCCGGAGCUGCACGCGCCGCCCCUGGAUAAGAUGUGCACCAUCUGCAAGGCACAGGAGUCCUGGCUGAACAGCGACCCCCAGCACGUGGUGGUCAUCCACUGCAGGGGUGGGACAGGACGCAUCGGAGUGGUCAUAUCGUCCUAUAUGCACUUCACCAAUGUCUCGGCCAGUGCUGACCAGGCCCUUGACAGAUUUGCAAUGAAGAAGUUUUACGAUGACAAAGUUUCAGCUUUAAUGCAGCCAUCUCAGAAACGGUAUGUUCAGUUCCUCAGCGGGCUCCUGUCUGGAUCGGUGAAGAUGAAUGCCUCGCCCCUGUUCCUGCAUUUUGUCAUCCUCCAUGGCACCCCAAACUUUGACACCGGUGGAGACGAUUGUGCGUCUCUUUCAGUGUGCCGGCCCUUUCUGAAGCUCUACCAAGCUAUGCAGCCUGUGUACACGUCGGGGAUCUACAAUGUUGGUCCCGAGAACCCCAGCAGGAUCUGCAUUGCCAUAGAGCCGGCCCAGCUGCUGAAGGGGGACGUCAUGGUAAAAUGCUACCACAAAAAAUACCGCUCGGCCACCCGUGACGUCAUUUUUCGCCUGCAGUUUCACACCGGGGCUGUGCAGGGCUACGGGCUGGUGUUUGGAAAGGAGGAGCUGGACAGCGCCAGCAGAGAUGACCGUUUCCCUGACUACGGGAAGGUUGAGUUAGUCUUCUCUUCCACGCCUGAGAAGGUUCAAGGGUCUGAACAUUUGCAUGGCAACCACGGAGUGAUUGUGGACUAUAACACGGCUGACCCGUUGAUCCGCUGGGACUCGUAUGAGAACCUCAGUGCAGAUGGAGAAGUGCUGCACACACAGGGCCCUGUCGACGGCAGCCUCUACGCUAAGGUGAGGAAGAAAAGCUGCUCGGACCCUGGCAUCCCAGGUGGCCCCCAGGCUGUCCCGGCCACCAGCAGCCCAGACCACAGUGACCACACCCUGUCCGUCAGCAGCGACUCUGGCCACUCGACUGCCUCCGUCAGGACUGACAAGACGGAGGAGCGGCUGGCUCCAGGAGCCAAGCGGGGCCUGAGCGCCCAGGAGAAGGCUGAGCUAGACCAGCUGCUCAGCGGCUUUGGCCUGGAAGACUCCGGGACUGCUCUCAAGGACAUGACUGAUGCUCGCACCAAGUAUAGCGGGACACGCCACGUAGUGCCAGCCCAGGUCCAUGUGAACGGAGAUGCCGUCCUGAAGGACCGGGAGACGGAUAUUCUAGACGAUGAGAUGCCCCAUCACGACCUGCACAGUGUGGACAGCCUCGGGACUCUGUCCUCCUCAGACGGGCCGCAGUCAGGCCCCCUGGGCCCCUUCACCUGCCACAAGAGCAGCCAGAACUCCCUCCUGUCUGACGGUUUUGGCAGCACUGUUGGUGAGGACCAGCAGGGUGCUCUUGCUGCAGAUCUGGGCCUUGGCAUGGAUCCCCUCUAUGAGCGGGAGCGGGCUUUCGGGACCCGAGAGCCCAAGCAGCCCCAGCCCCUGCUGAGGAAGCCAUCAGUGUCUGCCCAAACGCAGGCCUACGGGCCAAACAGCUAUUCCACGCAGACCUGGGUGCGCCAGCAGCAGAUGGUUGUGGCCCAUCAGUACAGCUUCACCCCUGACGGGGAGGCCAGGCUCAUUAGCCGCGGCCCAGGGGACAAUUCAGGGCUUGUCCAAGCCCAGCCCAGGGUCCCAGUCACCCCCACCAGGGGAGCCAGCAGCAGAGUGGCCGUCCAGAGAGGUGUAGGCAGUGGACCACAUCCCCCAGACACUCCGCAGGCCUCUCCUGGCAAAGCCUUCAAACCCAGGUUUCCAGACGAGCAAGUCAUGAAUGGAACCGGCCUAGAGCUGAGCACAGGCCCCUCCCCGGGCUCACCCACCCUGGACAUCGACCAGUCCAUUGAGCAGCUCAACAGGCUGAUCCUGGAGCUGGACCCCACCUUUGAGCCUGUCCCCACCCACAUCAGCACCCUGGGUAGCCAGGCCAAUGGCUCUGCAUCUCCGGACAGCAUAGGAGGUGGGCUGCGGGUGAGCAGCCGGCUUCCCAACACAGGAGAGGCCCCUGGCAGGGCCCCUGGGCGGCAAGGCUCCUUAGCUAAUGAGCAACUGGGUGGAAGACUCAGGAAGCUGAGCCUUGGGCAGUAUGACAAUGAUGCUGGCAGGCAGAUGUCCUUCCCCAAAUGUGGAUGGGGAAAGGCCAGUGUGGACCAAGCCCCGGCGCCUUUCUCCUCUCCAGCUGAUGUCAAAGAGACAAUGACGGCUGCGUAUCCCCCAGACCUCGAUGUGGUCGAUGGCAGGAUUUUAAAUAGCAAGGAGGCCAUGUGUUCCACGCCCGCCUUUCCUGUGUCUCCAGAAACGCCGUAUGUGAAAACGCCCCCGCGUUAUCCUGCAUUCAGCCCACCCGAACCCCAAGUGAGCAGCCCAGCCAGUCUGCACAAGGGAGGCCUUGAAGCACGUGGCUGCCCUGAGACUCUCAGCCACGCAGUGGGGAUGUCAGACAGCCCUGUUGGACCCAAGUCCGCCAUGCUCCGGGCCGAUGUGCCCACGACGUCCUCCUUUCAGCAAGCAUUCGCAUCCUCCUGCACAAUUUCAAGCAAUGGUCCUGGCCAGAGGAGAGAGAGCCCAUCGUCAGCAGAUCGCCAGUGGGUGGAGAGCAGCCCCAAACCCACCGUUUCCCUGCUGGCGAGUAGCCGGACCCCAGGAGGUCACCUCAGUGCUGAGUUCUCUGGCCCUGGCAAGGACUCCCCAGUGCUGUCCUGCUUCCCGCCUUCGGAGCUCCAGGCCUCUUUCCACAGCCAUGAUCUGUCCCUGACGGAGCCACCGGACACUCUGGCUCCCCCAGUCAGCCAGGCCUUCCUGGGCUUCAGCACCGCCCCUGUGGGAAGUGGCCUUCCUCCCGAAGAGGACCUCGGAGGCUUGCUGACCAAUUCCCAUGGCACAUCAUCAGCCCCUGGUGUCCCACUGACAGCAGCAGGGACUGCUGACAAUGGCUUCCUGUCCCACAACUUUCUCACGGUGGUGCCUGGACAGGGCAGCCACCACAGUCCAGGCCUGCAGGGUCAGGGGGUAACCCUGCCUGGGCAGCCACCCCUCCCUGAGAAGAAGCGGGCCUCGGAAGGGGACCGCUCUCUGGGCUCCGUCUCCCCCUCCUCCAGCGGCUUCUCCAGCCCCCACAGCGGGAGCACCAUCAGCAUCCCCUUCCCAAACGUGCUGCCGGAGUUCUGCAGGACCUCAGAAGCAGCCUCCUCGCCUUCGCCAGAUAGCCCCAGUGAUAAACUUGUGAUGGUGAAAUUUGUUCAAGACACUUCCAAAUUCUGGUACAAGGCGGAUAUUUCAAGAGAACAAGCCAUUGCCAUGUUAAAGGACAAGGAGCCUGGAUCGUUCAUCGUUCGCGACAGUCACUCCUUCCGAGGGGCCUAUGGCCUGGCCAUGAAGGUGGCCACUCCGCCCCCUUCUGUCUUGCAGAUGAACAAGAAAGCUGGAGAUUUGGCCAAUGAACUCGUUCGGCACUUUCUGAUCGAGUGUACCCCGAAGGGAGUGAGGUUGAAAGGGUGCUCGAAUGAACCCUAUUUCGGGAGCCUAACGGCUUUAGUGUGUCAACAUUCCAUCACGCCCUUGGCCUUGCCCUGCAAACUGCUCAUUCCGGAGAGAGAUCCGAUGGAGGAAAUAGCAGAAAAUUCUCCCCAAACAGCAGCCAAUUCUGCAGCUGAGCUUUUGAAGCAGGGGGCAGCCUGCAACGUGUGGUACCUGAAUUCUGUGGAGAUGGAGUCCCUCACUGGCCACCAGGCGGUCCAGAAGGCCCUGAGCAUCACCCUCGUCCAGCAGCCGCCCCCUGUGUCCACUGUCGUGCACUUCAAGGUGUCAGCCCAGGGCAUCACCCUGACGGACAAUCAGAGGAAGCUGUUCUUCCGGAGGCAUUACCCCGUGAGCAGUGUGAUUUUCUGUGCCUUGGAUCCACAAGACAGGAAGUGGAUCAAAGAUGGGCCUCCCUCAAAAGUCUUUGGAUUCGUGGCCCGGAAGCAGGGCAGCACCACAGACAAUGUGUGCCACCUGUUUGCUGAGCAUGAUCCCGAGCAGCCUGCCAGUGCCAUCGUCAACUUUGUGUCAAAGGUCAUGAUCGGCUCCCCAAAGAAGAUUUGAAAACCCCGCUCACAGCCAGGACCUGCCGAUGCCUCUGAGGCCCUGGAGACAGCAGUCGGGGGAGAGCAGACCCCUACUUUGUUCCAAACUGAUAAUCCUGACAUUCCAGGCCUGGGAGGGGAAUGAGGACCUUCCAGCUCUGCAGAAAUAAGAUCAAACACCCUCACCGUGGAGUUGCCUUUCCUGAAAGUGACUUCUGCUCCAGCAAACCUCUGCAGACAAAUGCUUUUUGAGAAGAAGCUGAGCAUGGCUGUGCCUGUCCAGGGUCCACGUGGGAACGGGGCAGGCAAGGGAACGGCACAUGGCAGUCCCCAUAUUCCUGGCACACCAGCAUUUUGGGCAAUGAAGAGUGCCUAGACCUCAAAGCAAAGUGCCAAGUGACCACUGAAACUUCCCCCUUCUGCCCGCGCACUCCUGUCCAGCAGGUGCCCAAAGCCAGUGGCCUCUCUCACCUUGGUCUUCCUGAGAGAGAGAUGCCAAUGAAGCUGAGAAGAGGGUACACGGCUGACAAGGUUUGUGCAGGUCCAGCCCUUCUGGAACAAAGCAGGUCUCAAAGGAAGAGCCGUGGGGAUGAGGGCAGUGGAAGCCUUCUGGUAUCAGGGGAGGAGCAUCCCAUUUCAGAGACCCCACCCUGCAUGCCAUGACCACCCCACUCCUACCAAUCAUGGGUGCCCACCUGGGCCAGGGAGAGCUCAUGAGGACUUCAAGAGGAAAAUGAGAAGGAAUCAAAGACAUCAUCUCUAGAUAAUUUAUAUUUUACUUAUGCCGAAUUAUUUAUGGUAACAGUUUGCCUUUGCUAUACUGUACCAGUGUCAGAUGCUGCAGCCUGCCACGCUGAGAUCUUAGGAGGCUCAUCCACGUGUGGGACACACCGCCGGCAUGUGGCUGCAGAAGGCAUCCUGGCUGUGGGGGCGAUGGUGUUAAGUCCCCUGCUGCAGAGCCACCCACAUGGGCUGUGCCUCAAGCAGCUGGCCCCUAUGCUGCGACACCAUGUGCUGUUCAUUCCCUGGUUGUCGAUGGCUUCCCUGACCAUGGGGAAAGUCCAGGAGGGAUGGGAAGUGCCUGGGUUCACACCCACAGCCCCUGCCUCGGCUUGUUCCAGGCCAUCUGCAGGCCCCACAGAGCACACGCUGAAGCACUGCCGGUCUGUGCCCGCUCUCAGCACGCUGCUCCUUGACACCACUGGGUCUCUGGGGGUGGGGGAUCCAGGUGGUGUGAUGUUAGUGAGCAGGAGGAUCCAGGUGGUGUGAUGUUAGUGAGCAGGAGGCAGGCAAGGAGACAGAAGAGGGACCCUGACACAGAUGCACUGUUCUUUUGAGUGCCACUGUUCUGCAUCAUUUUAGCCACCAAAUUGAGUGUGUAUUUCAUGUUUAUGUGACAUUCCAAUGGCAUGGUUUUCCACCUGACUCUGUUCGUGGUCUGAGGUUUGGGAGAAUGCAGUGACCCUAGAACUUCCCAGAGUGAGAGGUGAGGCUGGGCCAUGUCAGGACAGAGCCUGGACCUCCUUCCCUCACAGCCCCAGGAGCUCUGAGGGCACCCUGCCUCUCCCGAGUGUGCCACCCUGAGGUCCCCACUCGCCUCUGCUUUCCGAAGUCGAGUCUCAGCUGCUUCAGCCACCUCCGUGUUGCAGGCUACGGUCACCACCCUGAACUUUCGAAACGUGCUUUGUGAACUUUCUAUUUUAAGGUAAGGGGCAGAGGAAGCCUUAGCAACAAGCAGAGCUGGGCCUAGCCAGAUCACAGUGGCGUGCAUGCGUAUUUAGUGUGAAGGCAGGUGGACCGUUGUGCGUAUGUGUACGUGUGUGUCUGAGUGGAAAGGCAGGGGAGCCAUUGUGUGUUUAUGUGUUUGAGUGUGAAGUCAGGUGGUGCGAUUGUGUGUAUGUGCGUGUGCAUCUGAGUGUGAAGGCAGGUGGUCCGUUUGUGUGUGUGUAUGUGCGUGUGCAUCUGAGUGUGAAGGCAGGUGGUCCGUUUGUGUGUGUGCGUCUGAGUGUGAAGUCAGGUGGUCCCUGUGUGUGUGUGCGUGUGCGUCUGAGUGUGAAGGCAGGUGGUCUGUUUGUGUGUGUGUGUGUGUGUGCGUCUGAGUGUGAAGGCAGGUGGACCAUUCCACUAUUUAGCUCCUAUCGAUGCACCAGACAUAAGUGCCUCAUUUCCGUGCCAAAUGUUUGCCUGGGUCUUUGCCGACCUCCUUCCCUGCAGCGCAGUGGCCAGCUACUAGAAUGUGCUGGUGGCAUUCCAUAGAGGCCCCAGUGUCUUUAGCAGAGGCUUCCAGCAUUUCAGUUUUUCAUCCACUGCAGGAAAACAGCUGAGGGGAGCAGAAGUCUGUGCUUCCUGAAGAAGUGCCUCAUCCCAAGAUAGUUGGGCCCAAAGGGCGCAGGCUGGGUCUUACCCUUCUGAAGAAGGGCGGGGGGGGGGGGCUUGUUUAGAAGUCAGAGCAAGAUCACGCGCAGUAUCAAGAAGCGCAGCCUGCCCAGUGAAUCGCAGGCAUCAGGCGCCCCACAGCCCACAGCAGUCUUGCGAGCAUUCAAGAAGCCACAACUUCCUUUGGAACUGACUGACCAGGUGUGAGUUUUACUCCAGGUGAAAGUGGUCAAGGGCAUCGGGGAGUUUGUCCUGAGCAGAUAGCUCCCUCUGAGGAACCAAAGGAAGCAAGAGUCCAGGUUCUGAAGAGCCGGUACGACAGGUUUCUUUCUUCCUUGUAUGUUACGUGUGCAUUAAACAGAACAAGACAAGUCUGCAUCGUCACGGACAGUAGGCAGGCUCAGGACCUAGCGAGCCCUGCAGCCGGUGCUGGCUCAGGGACGUGUGGGAGAAGGAAUGUUUCCCAGGCAUUUGCCUCUGGGGCUCCAUAGGGGCAGCCGCAGGCUGUCCGUGGAGUACAUGCAGCAAGUUCACAGCAACUGUGCCCAACGUAUAGUAUAGCCGGGGUCCACUAACCCACUCAGUAAGCGUAUUGUUGUAUUCCUCCAGUGUUAAGCUAUAACCACGUUCAAAGUCACACUGCAUUUAUCCUCUGCAUCAAAGACCUUGUAAUGUCUUCUUAUCUACCUUACUUGUUAGUGCAUAUUUUUACUUUUCUGAUAUUGUAAAAAAUAUAUCCGGUAUGUAAAUGAAUGUUCUAUAAAUCCUUUGUAUAGUCAUUUUCUCCGCUGUUUAAAUAUCAUCUCUAUUCAGAGUAUAAUAAAAUUAUGAACUUGGUAA
Molecule: messenger RNA, 7902 nt
Organism: Otolemur garnettii (small-eared galago)
Lineage: Eukaryota; Metazoa; Chordata; Mammalia; Primates; Galagidae
Gene: TNS3
Product: tensin 3
Exons: 31
Coding region: 350-4705 (1451 amino acids)
Biological process (GO): dephosphorylation
Molecular function (GO): protein binding; phosphatase activity
Source: RefSeq, a predicted model, not a curated record